AUGACAGCCGUUGUCAAAUCCCUGGCUGGUCCAGGUUAUAUCAUUUUGAAUGUCAUACGGGUCUUCAACAUAAUCUGUCUCCUAUGUAUUAUCGCCGCAUGUUCAGUCUUAUUGGUUAAGACAUCCACUGCCACCAAUUUCUUCUUUUUCGAUGCAAUGAACCGGGUUAUAAUAAUUGUUAUAAGCUUCUUCCUUAUUACCUCCGAAGUAGCCUUUUUCGAGGACUGGUUUCUUGAAUACUGGGGUCUUUUCGGUAAACACUCGAGCUUUCUCGCUCUUGGAAUCGCUAUGAUCCUCCUUGGCAUAUCAACCAUAGGAUGUCUGAAUAGAGCGGACAUGAACAAGGACGCCAUCGGCUCUACCUUCUGGCAGCUAGUUCUAGGCGCUGGCAUUAUCUCCAUUGUGUUUGGGUUUGUUAAUAUCUUCGUGACCUUCAUAUACCGAACGAAAAGAACUGGUUUAGAAGCACGUCACAUCCGAACUAACGGGGCUGUUGCCCCGGACGCCAUCCCUCCAUUAAAGCACAGCCUCAGCCGCGCACACAAAUCCUUCAAACUCAACCGCAAGGACUCCUUGCCCCUCUACCGCGAGAGCGACGAUGCAUAUUCGCAAUCGAAAUACUCACACUCAACACGCUCCCCUGUCAGCACCUCUCCCUCCAUGCGCAACGUGCCUGCUAAAUAUCGGGUGAAUAUAUCCCAUCCCAUCGUCAACAAUCACGAACAGUUCGAAAAAUUUUCGAGGAAUUCGGAAGGCUCGCACCCAGAACAUCCGGCCAAUCACCCUGUGCAUGUUUCUACACAUCGGUCGGAUUGGGAAGGGGCUGAGAUAUAAAACAUUGGGGAAGUUGGUGGGGGCGGAACGGAUACAAAAGCAGAGGGAUAUUGAGGGAUGAUAUGGGUUGUUUAGAGGUUGGAGGUGAUACCCCUUGACUAACUUAUCGUCCAUUCUAUCGCGCUGUGUAGAUUCUUUUAAUUUUUCUUUGUGUAUUGGUCUUAGGCAUUUCCCUGG
Messenger RNA from Histoplasma capsulatum G186AR, 1011 nucleotides. RefSeq lists its product as uncharacterized. The transcript has 3 exons. NCBI's taxonomy places the organism in Eukaryota, Fungi, Ascomycota, Eurotiomycetes, Onygenales, Ajellomycetaceae. The coding region runs from base 1 to 834 and encodes 277 amino acids. The record is from RefSeq and is a predicted model, not a curated record.